AUGGCAUUCUUGAUGACGUCCCUAUUCUUACCGGAGUCUUACCUUCCGAUCUUGCUCGACUGGAAAGCAAAGCAUCUCCGAUGCGUCCCAGGGAGCCAAGAAUUUGUGUCCAAUCAUGCAAAAUCGAUAUCCUUAAAACGACUACAGACUCCUCUCCCUAUGCCCAUAACAUUCUUCAGGACUAAACCCGUUAUUGCUAUGCUUGGAGGGUAUAUGGUACCUUUAUAUGUCCUAUUUUCUUUCCUCUCCGUGCUUGACUACAUAUUCAAGCAGAGGUAUACUCUAUCGGAUGGCUUAGCUGGAUCCUACUUGGCUUCCAUUGCUUGCUGGCUCAAAGGGCUUUACACUCUGUGCCCCGGUCUUCUACGGCCGGAUACGAAGGGUGACCGAUCGCGUUUCCGGAGCUGCAGUCAAGCCCGAAUCGAGACUGUGGCCAGAAAUUGCGACGGCGCCUCUGCUACCUGUUUCUUGUUGUGGCAAGGUUGGACCAACUAUCCCGGGAUCUCUCCAUUGUCAGGUCUUGCCGCUUGUUUUGCCUUCGAUGUCGCCACAACGGCCAUCUAUGUCAGCAGCUAUGAGUACAUCAUUGACAGUUACGUUGAACAUGGAGCGAUGGCCUUAGCAAGUAUCACCAUGGUCAGGUAUCUGAUUGCGGGCGCGAUGGUCAUGGCUGCAAGACCAAUGUACGAGGGAAUAGGAGUUCAUUGGACAACGCAAUCUUGGGCUGCAUCGGAGCAGUGCUGA
This is a messenger RNA of Exophiala aquamarina CBS 119918, 744 nucleotides long. RefSeq lists its product as uncharacterized. Gene Ontology annotation, molecular function: transmembrane transporter activity. NCBI's taxonomy places the organism in Eukaryota, Fungi, Ascomycota, Eurotiomycetes, Chaetothyriales, Herpotrichiellaceae. Gene Ontology annotation, biological process: transmembrane transport. Bases 1 to 744 code for a protein of 247 amino acids. The record is from RefSeq and is a predicted model, not a curated record. The transcript has a single exon.